Stegodyphus dumicola is the source of this 888-nucleotide messenger RNA. RefSeq lists its product as uncharacterized. Gene Ontology annotation, cellular component: nucleus. The record is from RefSeq and is a predicted model, not a curated record. Lineage: Eukaryota; Metazoa; Arthropoda; Arachnida; Araneae; Eresidae. Gene Ontology annotation, biological process: regulation of transcription by RNA polymerase II. Gene Ontology annotation, molecular function: RNA polymerase II cis-regulatory region sequence-specific DNA binding; DNA-binding transcription factor activity.
ACCUCCUAUAUACGAAGCCAAGCCUCUAGGGUUGCUUGAACGGUCUGACGUCAUCUAAGUCGUCAUUCCUACCAUCUUCCUCGUGGCAAAGAAUGAAAGAAUAUACUUCGGUGUCGUAGCGUAGUGAACUGACUGUUGUUUGAAAGUGUAGUGUGCUCUAAUAGAACAUUUUUCAUUUAAAUUACUUUAUUUAUUUUUUAUUAUGCCACAUAAAUGCUGUGUUGCAACAUGCAAAGGAAAUUAUAAGAAUUGCCCGAAGGUGGCUGUAUUUAGUUUUCCUACCGAAGAACAACUGAGAAAACAAUGGAUUUGGAACUGCAAACGAAAAGAUGGAUUCAAGCCUACGAAACAUUCAAAGGUAUGUGAACUUCACUUCAAGCAAGAGGAUGUUCUGAGGCAAACUGAAUUCUUUGAUGAGAAAACUGGAAAUAAGAUCAUUAUACCAUUGUCAUAUCCUCGUUUAAAGAAUGGUGCAAUUCCAAGUCUGUUUCCUGAUGGUCCGAGUCAUCUUAGUUCCAGUGUUUCAUCAAGGGAAUCACCAGAGCAUAAAAGACUCAAAAGAGAACAAGAUGCACUCGAAAAUCCUUAGCCUGUAGCUUAGCUGAAAAGGAAGAGUAUGAACGAAAACAAAUGUUUUAUAAUUUAGAUGAACUAAAAAUUUGUUUUAAUACUGUGAAUUUACCAGAUAACUGGAUAGUUAUACACAGGCCUAUACAUACUAUGAUUCUUAAUAUUUCUAAUGACAAUCAUCCAAGAAUUCUAAAAUCAUUAUUUAUUGAUUGUAAUUUGAAUAUAUCUGUAGCAAUUAGAAAUAUACCUAUUAAAUCACUGAAGCAAUAUGUAAUCCCAUCAAAAAUUAACAACCUUAAAGAUCUUUUAAGUAUUUUA